GCGAGGAUAGCGGGAUAGCGCAUGGGCCGCAGUACCAUCCUGUUUAUAUAGAUGGUCAUGCACAUCCCACUGGGGUUUUGAACAUCAGUCUGCGGAGACAUCUCUCUCUUCACUCAUUCCCUUCGAGCUCCAUCUGGUGCCGUACACCAGCGUCUGGUCCAGGGUCAGUUUGAGGUUUAGCAGUCGCCCAUCGACAAGAUCUUUAUAGCCAGCCGAUACGGUAGAACAUCGCCAACUAUCCGCCGUCAUGUCGUCUCCAUCCGCCGGUGCGAAGUUCAUUCGCAUGAUUGUCAAGAACGACUCCAUCAAGACUGAUCCUCAUGAGAUUUACGGAUGGCGCGCCUUCGCCAUGGCUGGUUCAGCCUGCUUUGGUGGCAUGUUGUUCGGAUUCGAUAUCGGAACCAUUGGUGGUGUACUUGAGCUGAAGGAGUUCCAAGACAAAUACGACAUUACCAACCUCGACAAGGUCGGCAAGGCCAACUUGAACGCCAACAUCGCCUCAACUCUCCAAGCUGGCUGUUUCGCCGGUUGCUUCGUCGCCUCGUGGUUCGCCGAUCGCUGGGGUCGUAAGAUGGCACUCCAGGUCGCUGGUCUCGUGACCAUUGUCGGUUGCGUUAUUCAAGCCGUUGCCAUGGGUUCACUCGAGGCCAUGUACGUCGGUCGCUUCGUCGCUGGUCUCGGUGUCGGAGGCGCCUCCAUGGUUGUCCCUCUUUACAUCUCAGAAAACGCUCCUCGUGGUAUCCGUGGCGGUCUCACCGGUCUUUACCAAUUGUUCAUUGCUACAGGAACCUGUCUCGCGUUCUGGGUGAACUACGGAUCGCUCAUGCACCUCUCCGGCGGUGCGCAAGUCUACAUUGUUCCUCUCGCUCUUCAAGCUCUUCCCGCUGUUCUCCUUGUCGGCUGCAUGGCCCUGAACAAAGAGUCGCCCCGUUUCCUCGCCAAGCAAGACAAGUGGGAAGAGGCCACUACCGUCCUUGCCCGCAUGCGAAACCUGCCAUCGUCUCAUGCCUACGUCCAGGAUGAGAUCAAGGACAUCGCCGAUCAGCUCGAGCACGAGCGUAUGCUUGUUGCCGGUGCUAGUGUCAAGGAUCUUCUCAAGGAGAUGUUCACCAUCCCUGGUAACCGCAAGCGCGCCCUCAUCUCCAUCGGACUCAUGAUCUGCCAACAGAUGACUGGAACGAACGCCAUCAACUACUACGCACCUCAAAUCUUCGCCGCCCUCGGACUCAAGGGUAACUCGGUCAAGCUUUUCGCUACCGGUAUUUAUGGUAUUGUUAAGAUGGUCGGAUGUUUCGCCUUCUUGAUCUUUGCCGCCGAUUCUCUUGGUCGUCGUCGUUCGCUCCUCUGGACCUCGAUCGCACAGGGACUGGCCAUGUUCUACAUUGGUAUCUACAUGCGUGUUGACCCGCCCAUCGCGGGAGAGCCCGUACCAGGUGCCGGAUACUUUGCCCUUGUCUGCGUGUUCCUCUUCGCCCUCUUCUUCCAGUUUGGUUGGGGACCAGUUUGCUGGAUCUACGUGUCUGAGAUUCCCGCCGCACGUCUCCGUUCCCUCAAUGUUGCCAUCGCUGCUGCUACUCAGUGGCUCUUCAACUUCGUCGUCGCUCGCGCUACUCCCAACAUGAUGGCUACCAUGGGUCAGGGUGGUUACGGAACUUUCUUCACCUACGGUUCAUUCUGCUUCACCAUGUUCAUCUUUGUCUGGUUCCUCAUUCCCGAGACCAAGGGUCUGUCGCUCGAGAAGAUGGACGACCUCUUUGGUAUCACUGAGCUUGUCAAGAACAUGGAGGCUGAUCGCGAGAACCACGCCCAUGGCACUGAGCUCGACAUGGACGGCAAGAACUCGACUGUUGUCCGUGAGGAGAAGGUCGGUCACUAGACGACUGUAUGCGAGAUUUGUUGCUGCCAGUUUGUUUCUGGUCGAGGCUAGGCUGUCGUUACUUAGCACUAGCAUGAUGAUUUAAUGAAGUCACGAGCUUCGUGCCACUCUUUGCACAAACACUUGUUCAAGACCGCAUAUGGUUAUGUGGAGAAUGUGACAUGAGAGAGAGAGAGAGAGAGAGAGAGAGAGAGAGAG
Alternaria alternata is the source of this 2074-nucleotide messenger RNA. RefSeq names its product quinate permease. Lineage: Eukaryota; Fungi; Ascomycota; Dothideomycetes; Pleosporales; Pleosporaceae. The record is from RefSeq and is a predicted model, not a curated record. Bases 248 to 1876 code for a protein of 542 amino acids. Gene Ontology annotation, cellular component: membrane. Gene Ontology annotation, molecular function: carbohydrate:proton symporter activity. The transcript has 6 exons. Gene Ontology annotation, biological process: transmembrane transport; carbohydrate transport.